Drosophila ficusphila is the source of this 1254-nucleotide messenger RNA. It is a transcript of the gene flip, whose product is annotated as ankyrin-2. Gene Ontology annotation, molecular function: protein binding. NCBI's taxonomy places the organism in Eukaryota, Metazoa, Arthropoda, Insecta, Diptera, Drosophilidae. The record is from RefSeq and is a predicted model, not a curated record.
UGACUCGUAGCAUGUCCGAAGUGGAGACAAACCAAAGUGUCGAAAAGGUGGCCAAUAAGUUGGGCCAAGAGGAACUUGAACUUCCUUGGCCCAAUUUCGAGUCGCGAGUUUGCAAUCCUACCGUCAACAGUGUCACACUUGAAUGGUCCACUUUGCAAAAUGCAUUGGUCUACAGGGUGGAGAAGUUCCACAAACGACUUGGCUGGCUGCAGGUGGAGUGGAGCAGCAGCUCACCAGUGGAUGUCACGAAUCUGGAGGAAAACUUCGGCUAUCGGUUGCGCAUAAAGGCAUUUCGGGUUUCUGAAGACGGGAGGCGCUACGUGGCUUUGGCUGUCUCCCCAGACAUAAUUGCUUGCACGACGGCAGCUUUGCCAUCGACCAACUGCCUGAACCGCGCCAUCAAAAAGGGGCAGCAGUUUCUGGUGAAGCGCAUGCUGCGGCGGCGACCGAGCUUGAUAGAAUACCCGGCUCCCAAUGGGCUUCUGCCGCUGGCCAAUGCGAUUAUCCAGGGCGAGAUGUGCAUCAUAGACGUGCUGCUCUCGGCCGGCUGCAGCGUUCAUCUGGGAAGCCCGGCGAGCGGGCGGACUCCGCUGCAUCUGGCCUUCUUCCACGGCCACCUGCCGUCGGCGCGCAUUUUGCUGAACAAGAAGGCCCGCCUGGAGGCACGGGACGCCAACGGGAUGACCCCCGCCCACUGCGCCGUGGACGCCGAUCAGCUGGAGAUGGUGAAGUUCGCCCUCGAGUCGGGGGCCGACGUGGAGGCCAGGGACGUCUGCGGCUGGACCCUCCUCAUGCGCGCAGUGGUUAUGAACGCCGGCCUGGAGCUCAUCAAAGUGCUCGUUACCCACGGCGCCGACCUGGCGGCAUUGGACGGCGUUGGGCAAUCCUGCACCGACUUGGCGAAACUUUACCGCAGGCAGGAGGCGGCGGAUUACUUUGACAAGGUGCAAAAGUUCCGGCUGGAAAAGUCUGUCGCGACCGCAGACGCGAUGGAAGGCACAACUGCAAUAAGUCGCCACACAAAGGAGUUCCUGGCAUAAAGUAAGCGAAAAACGGAGGAAAGGCUCUAAUGAGGGUUUUGAACAAUCGCAUUUUGCAAAGGAAAACUCUUGGCUUUAAAUGUUUUGGGCCUUACUACGGAAACGGGGCUCCAUGCUGUGCUGCUUUAUUAAAAAGGCUUUGGUCCAGUGAGUUCUUUAAUUUUAGAAUUACUUUCGCUACAAACUAAUACAUACUCUACUUUAUUGGAUUGGA